AUGCCCGAAGCAAUGUGCGACGAAAUCCAAGACAGCAAUCUCGACGACAUUGAGCUCGUCCACCCAACAUUACGGAAACUACAUGCCGCAGGCUUCAAGGGCACCUUCCUCAAAGCCUACAUCCUACUCACCGAGAUCACAAAGAAGAUCGGAUGGGACCAACUUCUCAAAAUACGCUCACAAGUCUUCGUCAUGGAAGAAGAAUACCGGCACGAGAAAACGACGACACACGCUGCCAACAACACUACCGCCGCCCCCCACUCUCGCAGCGCCAGCACAACCGCCCUCCGUGCACCCUCCCCAAACACCCUUGCGCAAGCCAACGGCCACAACGAAGCCGACGAGCGCCCCUCUACUGAUGCAUCUACAAACGGCGAUACCCCCACCGAAGCCUCCGCAGCCGUAACCGCCGCUCAAGACUCCCUCGAAAAGCCCGGUCACACCGUCGCCGCAGAAGUCGUCAAAGCAGGCAGCGAAGACCCCCACGCACACGAUCACGACGCCUCCUCGUCCUCGCACCCCAGCGGCGGACCCACGUACACACAUUUCCAGAACAAGCGCCUAUGCGAACGCUGGCUGGACAACUUGUUCAUGGUGCUGUACGAAGACCUACGGGUGUACACGAUAUGGCGCACGGAAAUGGCGCAGUACCGGCAACAGCAACUACUCUACAAGAAGAGCGCCGAGGAAUGGGAGAUUCUGGGCGAACUGGCAGAGCGUCUGCACCACCACGAGGAGGCUGUGGAAGCGUAUGAAAACUGUCUGCAGAUCAAGUUUAGCCCCAAGGCUAUGCGUGGCGUGCUGAAAUUGAGCGAGGAGCGCAAACAAGUUCGGGAUGUUUGUGCGGCGCUCAUUAGACUGGUUACGUGGCAGUAUCGGUGGUACUCUGAGUUCUCCCCCAGUCUCCUCUACACCAUUCGCAAACUCAUCGAGGAAGAAGGCGCAGUCAAGAUUCGCAGCAUCAUCCAGGGCACCAGUCUUCCCCAACAUGUCCUCGAUCUCACUCACCAGUAUGCCGCGCUUUGUGCGGCGUUUAGGAGUUCGGGUAGCGAUGGUUAG
Plenodomus lingam JN3 is the source of this 1059-nucleotide messenger RNA. Lineage: Eukaryota; Fungi; Ascomycota; Dothideomycetes; Pleosporales; Leptosphaeriaceae. The record is from RefSeq and is a predicted model, not a curated record.